AUGGGCACCCUUAUUGGUGUCUAUCUCCCUUGCAUCCAAAACAUCUUCGGUGUGAUCCUCUUCAUCCGUCUCACAUGGGUCGUUGGAACUGCUGGUGCUAUUCAAGGAUUUCUGAUUGUUCUCGUUUGCUGCUGUACGACAAUGUUAACUGCUAUCUCGAUGUCUGCGAUUGCGACGAAUGGCGUGGUGCCGGCGGGCGGGUCGUACUUCAUGAUAGGGCGCGCGUUGGGCCCCGAGUGCGGCGGCGCGGUCGGCAUGUUGUUCUACACCGGCACCACGCUCGCAGCUGCCAUGUACAUCGUCGGAGCUGUUGAAAUUGUUCUGACGUACAUGGCGCCGUGGAUGUCGAUCUUCGGGGACUUCACGAAGGACCCCGAGGCUAUGUACAACAACUUCCGAGUGUACGGCACCGGGUUACUGCUGAUUAUGGGGAUGGUCGUAUUUGUCGGCGUCAAGUUUGUCAACAAGUUCGCGACCGUCGCCCUGGCCUGUGUGAUCCUGUCCAUCACUGCUGUCUACGUCGGAAUCUUCGUAAAUUUCAACGGAAAUGAUAAGCUGCAAAUGUGUGUGCUGGGUAAACGUCUACUGAAGGACAUCGACAUCAAUAACUGCACGAAGACGGUUGGAGCGCCGCUGCACCAACUGUUUUGCCACAACGAUACCUGCGAUCCUUACUACCUGGCACACAACGUCUCCAUCGUACAAGGCAUCAAGGGCUUGAAAAGCGGAGUUUUCUUCGACAACCUUCAAGACUCGUUCCUUCAACUCGGCCAAUAUAUUGCUUACGGCAAGGAACCUGAGGAUAUCGAGCAGAUGGAAAGACCAACUUACAACCAAGUUUAUGCUGAUCUCACUACUACCUUUACCAUCCUCAUCGGAAUCUUCUUCCCCUCCGUAACUGGUAUUAUGGCUGGUUCUAACCGUUCGGGUGACUUGGCUGACGCUCAAAAGAGUAUCCCUAUAGGAACGAUCUGCGCUAUCCUGACCACUUCCACCGUCUACCUGUCCUGCGUACUUCUGUUCGCUGGCACUGUUGAUAACUUGCUUCUCAGAGACAAGUUUGGUCAAUCUAUCGGUGGAAAACUCGUGGUAGCGAACAUGGCGUGGCCGAACCAAUGGGUGAUACUCAUUGGUUCUUUCCUGUCAACCCUGGGAGCUGGUCUGCAAUCCCUCACCGGAGCCCCACGACUGCUACAAGCUAUUGCUAAGGAUGAAAUCAUUCCGUUCUUAGCACCGUUCGCCGUCUCAUCCAGCCGGGGUGAACCAACAAGGGCCCUGCUUCUAACGAUGGUGAUCUGCCAAUGCGGUAUCCUUCUUGGCAACGUCGACAUCUUGGCUCCUCUACUGUCUAUGUUCUUCCUCAUGUGCUACGGCUUCGUGAACCUUGCCUGCGCUCUGCAGACCCUCCUUAAGACUCCCAACUGGCGACCUCGGUUCAAGUAUUACCACUGGUCUCUCUCAUUAGCUGGACUCACCCUUUGUAUCUCCAUCAUGUUUAUGACGUCUUGGUUCUACGCUCUAAUCGCCAUGGGCAUGGCUGGCCUCAUCUACAAGUACAUUGAAUAUCGCGGAGCUGAGAAAGAGUGGGGAGAUGGUCUCCGUGGUCUGGCCUUAUCAGCUGCUCGGUACUCACUGCUACGUCUAGAACAAGGACCUCCUCACACCAAGAACUGGCGUCCCCAAGUACUGGUGCUUGCUAAACUGAACAAUGAACUGAUGCCUACCUAUCGGAAGAUGCUUGCUUUUGCCAGUCAACUGAAAGCUGGCAAGGGCUUGACGGUAUGCGUAUCAGUGCUGGGCGGAGACUUCCCUCGACGUGCUGGCGACGCUUCCUCAGCUCGACACAACCUGCGCCGCUGCAUGGAUGAGGAGAAACUAAAGGGCUUCGUCGAUGUCCUCGUAGCACCUGACAUCGCUGAUGGACUUAGCCACUUGGUACAAACGACCGGUUUGGGUGGUUUGAAACCCAACACGGUAAUCGUGGGCUGGCCGUACGGCUGGCGCGCGGCCGAGCGGCCCGAGCCACGUUGGCAACACUUCCUACACACCGUGCGCGCUGUCGCCGCCGCACGCAUGGCCAUGCUUGUACCCAAAGGAAUUAAUUUCUUCCCUGACUCCACUGAGAAGGUAUCCGGCAAUAUCGACAUCUGGUGGAUCGUGCACGACGGUGGCAUGUUGAUGUUACUCCCGUUCCUGCUGAAGCAGCACCGCACCUGGAAGAACUGCAAGAUGCGCAUCUUCACCGUCGCGCAGAUGGAGGACAACUCUAUUCAGAUGAAGAAAGACUUGAAGAUGUUCCUCUACCAACUGCGACUUGAGGCUGAAGUGGAGGUUGUGGAAAUGACGGACAGUGAUAUAUCUGCGUACACAUACGAGCGAACCCUGAUGAUGGAACAACGUAACCAGAUGCUACGCGAACUGCGACUGAACAAGAAGGAAACCAUGGGCAUGAUGCAAAAUUUCGUGGAUUAUCGUGAAAACGCUGAGGAGAAGUUGCCUUUGGUGCAAGCCAUUGUGGAUCAUCACCACGCUGACGUGAAGACUGCUAGCAAGGUUCGAUUCGCGGAACCUGGUGAUGAAGCACCAACUGAUGCACCAUCACCUCCGCUCGCUGAUACUGAAGACAAAGACAAAGAUGAUAAGUGCGAGGAUGCCAGCCCGCCACCCGACGACAACAAGCACAAGGAUCAGCCCGUCAACGGCGACGUCAAGCCCAAGCCCAACCUCUCCGAUAUUACGCCUGACGAAGGCACGGUGCGACGCAUGCACACGGCGGUGAAGCUCAAUGAGGUGAUCGUGUCGCGCUCUCAUGACGCGCAGCUCGUCAUCCUCAACCUGCCCGGCCCUCCCCGCGACACCAACAUCGACCGAGAAUCCAACUACAUGGAGUUCCUGGAGGUGUUGACGGAGGGGCUGGAGAAGGUGCUGAUGGUGCGCGGCGGCGGCCGCGAGGUGAUCACGAUCUACUCGUGA
This is a messenger RNA of Spodoptera littoralis (African cotton leafworm), 2973 nucleotides long. The record is from the annotation of a GenBank genome assembly. NCBI's taxonomy places the organism in Eukaryota, Metazoa, Arthropoda, Insecta, Lepidoptera, Noctuidae.